GGUACUUUACUGAAACGUCAUUUCCUGUUUACAAAUUUCAAGAUGGCGUCUUGUGGAGAAGUGUCCACAGCAGUUCCUGAUGAAGAUGCAUCAGAAAGUCUUGCAUCACAGAAGAGGGAGGAAAGGCUAAGGAAAUUCCGAGAACUUCAUUUCAAAAGGAAUGAAGCUCGCAAACUGAACCACCAGGAGGUGGUUGAGGAGGACAAAAGGCUGAAGCUGCCAGCUAACUGGGAGGCAAAGAAAGCACGUCUGGAGUACGAGCUGAUGGUGGAUGAGAAAAAGAAGGACUGUGCUGCGCGCGGUGAGAACUACGACAGGGUGAAGCUGCUGGAGAUCAGUGCAGAAGAUGCCGAGCGGUGGGAGAGGAAGAAGAAGAAGAAGAAUCCAGACCCGGGCUUCUCCGGCUAUGCCGAAGCCCAGCUGCGACAGUACCAGCGGCUCACCAAGCAAAUCAAGCCCGACAUGGACAGCUACGAAAGGCAGAGAGAAGAAUAUGGAGAAGACUUCCACCCCACCUCCAAUAGCCUGAUCCACGGGACCCACGUGCCCUCAAAGGAGGGCGUCGACCGCAUGGUGCAAGACCUGGAAAAACAGAUCGAGAAGCGUGCCAAAUACAGUCGCCGCCGGGCCUAUAACGACGACGCAGACAUCGACUACAUCAAUGAGCGCAAUGCCAAGUUCAAUAAGAAGGCCGAGCGCUUCUAUGGCAAAUACACUGCCGAGAUCAAACAGAACCUGGAGAGAGGAACUGCCGUGUAAAUAUCCACUCUGUCCUCUGGACACUUCUAGAAUCAUCUGGGACCAUCACCCGCCAUAUUUUCUCAUUCUUUUACGUAGGCUUUUACACCUUUUAUUAACCAGACAGGACUGGGAGAGAGACAGGAAAUGAGUCGAGAAAUGGAGAGGGGGACAGGUUGGGAAACAACCUCUGGCCGAAUUUGAACCCAGGUCCCAGGUGUAAUGGUAGAGUGGACUAGCCCACUGAAUCAUGUCGCCCCCAUCUGUCAUACAGUACUGUCAUACACUGUACUCCAGGUAGGGCCAAUAGCACAAAGCUCUUUCAGGAUAAGUUAAGUUUAAGUUAAGAGGUAAAUCAUCUAAUACAAGAGUUUCUCCUAAGAAAAUGAGGACUCCAGGGUCCUCAAUUAGAUGAUUUACCUCUUAACUUAACCUUAACUUAUCCUGAACCAGCUUUGUAGUAUUGCCCCCAGGUCAAUUAUUUUAAUGGAAAACAAGCCUCUCUGAUUCCGAAAACAGUCUGUACCAUCUUCAUAAAUGAUUUAGAAAUGUCUCGCACCUUCUGGUGUUUGUAAGCAGUUACGUUUUUUUUUGCAGAGCAUUGCCAUUUGUAUAAAUGCAUUUAGAGUUUUAAUUUCUUGUUUGUUUCGUGCAAUAAACAAUUAUGGCAAAUAA
Molecule: messenger RNA, 1413 nt
Organism: Engraulis encrasicolus (European anchovy)
Lineage: Eukaryota; Metazoa; Chordata; Actinopteri; Clupeiformes; Engraulidae
Gene: syf2
Product: SYF2 pre-mRNA-splicing factor
Exons: 7
Coding region: 43-759 (238 amino acids)
Cellular component (GO): post-mRNA release spliceosomal complex; catalytic step 2 spliceosome; Prp19 complex
Source: RefSeq, a predicted model, not a curated record